This is a messenger RNA of Spea bombifrons (plains spadefoot toad), 2072 nucleotides long. RefSeq names its product spermatogenesis associated 1 (gene SPATA1). The record is from RefSeq and is a predicted model, not a curated record. Lineage: Eukaryota; Metazoa; Chordata; Amphibia; Anura; Pelobatidae. The transcript is spliced from 12 exons. Bases 202 to 1644 code for a protein of 480 amino acids.
GCGUUUAAUCUCUCCGUGCAUUAAUUGGCAGCAGUUUCCUGGAUACUCGGUUACUCCUGCAUCACCCAACAGCAAACAAAGCUUCUCCUCGGCCGGCGAGUGUUCAGGGAGUGCCGGGGCAGCGAUGGAGCCGCGGAGGACACGGACGGGUGACUCCACGCACACCUCGGGUUUGGUGUGAGAGGCGUCAGCGGGUCCCACAUGGAUACCAACCAUACUCCGGCCAGCCCACCCAUCUACCUGGCCAGGCCUUCGACGGCAGGGCUUAUUGAGCUCCACGUGUACCACGUGCCGGACGAUGUAUGGAAUCCCAGAUUAAAUAAAGUUCCCAUCGAGGCCAUCGGUAGCUUCAUCUCCAUGGGAUUUAUUAGAGCGCCUCCGGACAUGAAGCUGAGGACCCUGCGCGAGAGACUUGGAGAGUUUCUGGGGGAGGACGCAGCGAUUGACAAGUUCUCUUUCCUGAAAUGCGUUGGGAGAAGCCUGGCCGUGGUUAAAGGGAAGCAAGAGUUAGAGUUGAAGGUGAAAUCGUUUGCCCCACCGCAGGCCAGUCAGCCGGAGCUCUACCUGCUCCCAGGAGUGGAGAGCGAGGGGAGCUCCUAUGGGUCAUCGGUAACUCCGGAAGGACAGAGAUACAACGUUGACCGCUCUGGGUUUGGGGUCGCGUUGCCACGGCAAAACGUUCCCCCAUGGGAUCAGAGCCCCCCCGUUACUGAAAGCCACGAGAAGACUCCCAGAGCGGCUCCCAGAGAAGAGGAUACGAGCUUCAUCUCCAACAGGGGCCAAGCGGAGGCCACGGCGCCCUACCAAGGACUGAGCACAGAGAAGCGGGGGACGGACAGAGAUCAAAUCUCCAUCGUCAGGCGUGUGAAGGACGGCGGCCGCGUCUCUCACGUCACGGAGAAGCCGCCGGCGGCAGGAAGCGCGGAGAGCGACUCGGGGAUUUCCGAGGCGUUUCACGGCCCAGACGUGGGAAAUGAACCCCGGAAACGUGCAGAGCAGGCUGUGCCUGCAGAUGAGACGCAGCUUGGAGCGAGCAGAGCUCUGCCAAAGCCUGCGCGGUACCGCUCUCCGCCGACCCCUCCACCUCCACUGGCCUUUCCCCCCAUCCAGUCUCCUCCGCCAGUCAUCCCAGAGCCGGAGGAGACGCUCCUUCGGCAAUUAGAGAAGAUGAGAGAAGAGCGGCUGAAGCUGGAGAAAUCCCGCGAGGAGCUGCUGAAGAAAACCAAGUCCUUGCUGGAGCAAUAUAAACUGAGGAGACAUCAAGUUCGGGAUUCAUGGAAAAAGAAAUAUUUUGAAACAAAGAAGGAGACGUCGUCGCUGGAGGACACGGUGAAGAGACUGCGCGUGGACUUAGAGAACUCCUACCAGAGGCUCCUGGCGCAGCUGGCGGCACGAGACGGGCGAAGACGUGCCAAGCACCCGGCGCUGGCAGACGGCUCAAAGAAUUCGGUAAUUAUGACGAUAACCAAUCGGCAGCAGGAACUGGAUCAGCUGAGGCGCCACGUGGAGAACGCGAGGAUCAAACUCCUCAUCGAGAUCAAGAUGCGGAAACAGGCGGCGUCCGACCUGAACGUCCUCAAAGCGCAGCUCGCCCAGAAGAAGGCCCAAUUGGCCACCGCCGCCCCCUCUGUCUUUGCCAUGUGAAGGGCCACAGAGAGAAUCGUAGCGGGAGGUCGAGGCGCUACAGCGGAACCUGCGCGGAAACCCUUUCACGGCCACGUUGUACUGACGGGUUCCGCGCCAAGCUCUUUGCUAUACGCGGAUUAAAAUAGACGCAAUGGGCAAAGGCUGAACUCAGGAUCCACUGCCUUGGAGAUCCACGCAGGAAAGGGUCAGAGGUGACGCUGCGGUGAUCCAGCGGAUUUCUGAGUUGGAGAAGCAGAGCAUGAGCUCCGUGACAGAGGGCCACGCUGGACGACAGGACCUGGAAACCCGUGACUUUAUCAGACACGCAGAAUCCCUUUUAUACGUGUUACGUCAGUAAAAAAGCAGUCAGUGCCACUAAUUUAUUAUUAUUUGCAGCACCACGGGGGCCACGCCUGACAAUAAUAUAUUUUUAAUAAAAUCAUUUC